Messenger RNA from Myotis lucifugus (little brown bat), 3169 nucleotides. RefSeq names its product fibroblast growth factor 10 (gene FGF10). Gene Ontology annotation, molecular function: growth factor activity; type 2 fibroblast growth factor receptor binding; chemoattractant activity. The coding region runs from base 208 to 882 and encodes 224 amino acids. Gene Ontology annotation, cellular component: cytoplasm. NCBI's taxonomy places the organism in Eukaryota, Metazoa, Chordata, Mammalia, Chiroptera, Vespertilionidae. The record is from RefSeq and is a predicted model, not a curated record. Gene Ontology annotation, biological process: positive chemotaxis; positive regulation of epithelial cell migration; secretion by lung epithelial cell involved in lung growth. The transcript is spliced from 3 exons.
GGGACCGGGACGGGGGCGAGGAGAGGCGGCGGCCCUUGCGAGGAGUUAUGGAUGGUGGUGCAUUCAGUUCUGGCCAGAUCCGCUCCCGGAGGAAGCAGCUAAGCGGCGGCCGCCACCUCCAGCUGUCUCCCUGCCUCGCACCGGGUCUCACCCUUCCAGCAUGUUCCUUCUGAUAAGCCCAUUCCCAGCGCCGCGAGUUCCAGUACAAUGUGGAAAUGGGAACUGACACAUGGUGCCUCCGCCUCGCCCCACCUGCCCGGCUGCUGCUGCUGCUGCUUCCUGCUGCUCUUCUUGGUGUCUUCCGUCCCCGCCACCUGCCAAGCCCUUGGGCAGGACAUGGUGCCACCAGAGGCCACCAACUCGUCUUCUUCAUCCUCCUCCUUCUCCUCCUCUUCCUCCUCCUCCUCCUCCUCGUCCUCCUCCUUCUCCUCUCCUCCCAGUGCGGGGAGGCAUGUGCGGAGCUACAACCACCUCCAAGGCGAUGUCCGCUGGAGAAAGCUCUUCUCCUUCACCAAGUACUUUCUCAAGAUCGAGAAGAACGGGAAGGUCAGCGGGACCAAGAAGGAGAACUGCCCCUACAGUAUCCUGAAGAUAACUUCAGUUGAAAUCGGAGUUGUUGCAGUCAAAGCCAUUAACAGCAACUAUUAUUUAGCCAUGAACAAGAGGGGGAAACUCUAUGGCUCAAAAGAAUUCAACAAUGACUGUAAGCUGAAGGAGAGGAUAGAGGAAAAUGGAUACAACACCUAUGCAUCCUUCAACUGGCAGCACAAUGGGAGACAGAUGUACGUGGCCUUGAAUGGAAAAGGAGCUCCCAGGAGAGGACAGAAAACUCGAAGGAAAAACACCUCCGCUCAUUUCCUCCCAAUGGUGGUGCACUCAUAGGAGCAGCCAGGGCUUGUGGGUGCAGUGGAACCAAAGGCUCUUUGGCCAGGAAGAGUGGGUAUUCUUCAUGAACACAGUAGCUCAAAAGGCAAAGACGCAUGGCAGGCGUCUGCUUGCUUGAAAGAAAGGAAGUCUUUAAAGGCUUUUGUACACACUGCUGAUGUAUGAUGUUCCUUUCAUUAGUUCUGUGUCAUGCCUUAUAAUCCAGAUAGAGGCGGAUCAAAUGGAAUAGAAGUUACUCCGAAACGAACAACAUUGUGGCUGGGUUUCUUGGUUAAGUUUUUGUUUAUGUUUGUUUUUGUUUGUUUUUUUUUUAACCUCUGAGAUAGAACUUAAAGGACAUGGAACAAUCUGUUGAAUGAUCUUCAGAAAAGUUAUUUAUGGAAUAUGAACUCAUGUCAAAGACUUUCGUGGCUCAUUCCAGCCGAGUGAUUCAAUGAGCAGUAAGACACGCAAGCAUUUACUGGAAAGCACUUGGGUCAUGUUCUGUGCACAACCAAAGGAGCUUUGGGCGUGGCAUCGUGGAGCAUUGGAUAGGAUUAAAAGAUGUACACAUGUUAGUGUAAAACUGUUCUAACCAAGCAAAUAGUAUGGUAUGCUUGUGCAUUCUGCCUUCAUCCCUUUCUAUUUCCUUCUAAGUUAUUUAUUUAAUAGGAUGUUAAAUAUCUUUCGGGGUUUUAAAGAGUGUCCUCAGCAGCUGCCCUCUGACUGGCCUUUGCUUUUUCUUCAGCACACCACAGGCACGUUCACGACAAAGUGAUUUCAGAACUUGGCAAACACUUCAAGAGUAGGAGAUGACAUUGUGAGUGCCCGGGGGCGAUCCGUUGACUUAGUCUGCACUUCUGCAAUGAGAACUGUCAACCUCCCACACGACAGUGCUGGGGGCAUGGCUUGAGUGACAGAUGUCUGCCAUCAUUUAAAAACAUGUAUCACUGCUAAGGCUUUCUUUCCUAAGAAACAGACCAGAAGGCUAAAUGUUUCCCUUCCAAUACAUCCAUGGGUCUCCAGGAAUAUAUAAAAGCAGGAAAAUUGGUUGUUAAAUACACCUUAGUAGCCUAGCCUCAUUUUUUACUAACGAUUGUCUGCCACCUGUAGCAGUGGUAGGUGACGACGAGGCUGUCUUCGUAUGUAAGUACCCUUUAUAAGUCCCCCUUGUGCAUCUCCCUCAAAGGCACUCUCGAGGAAUUUGGUACGAAGUGCAACUCUCCCAGGGCCUUAAUCUGAGCAAAGAUAUCCUGGUAUAUGUGUAACCAUAUGCUGAACAACCUGUUCAAGCUGUAUGAUCUAGUCUCUACAAAACCAAAUAAAACAUCUUUUCUGUAAAUUCAAAGAGCUUUGGAAGGUUCCAUAAUGUAACCAUAUCGAAAUUCAUUCUGUUAGAGCAGGUAUAGAAAACAGGACGUAAGAGUGUACCGGUCAACACACAUUGUACUCCACUAAAUAAAUACUUAAGCCUUAUUUGCAGUGUCUGUAGUGAUUUUAAAAAUGUAGAAAAAGACUAUUUGUUCUAACUAUUUCAAGUGAUAUAUAUAUAUGAGUAUAUUGAUGCUGCAAUUUUACCUUCAUACUUCUUGUUUUAAAAAGGCCUGUUUAUUGUUUGGACAUGGUAUUUUGGUACAAGAAAAAGACUCACUAAAUGUGUCUCUUUACUAAAGUUUAACUUCUAGAAAGGCUGGUGUUUUGUGACUUUUUCUUAUACCUUAAUUGUGUCAAUGUUUAACCAGCACUUCCAGUUAAUCUGUUAUUUAACAAUUAGCUUUAUUAAGAAACUUUCCCAUAAAGUAAUCCUAUAAAAGAUCUCAUUUUUUCUCAUUUUUUUAAAAAAAGUUGGUAUUUCAAAAGAAAUGCAUUUGAGACAGUGAAUAGGCUUAUGGCUAACAUUGCCUUUCGUGGUACCUGCCUUCCAACUUGCUUUUUAACAAAUGAGAUACUAAAAAAAUGUUUAAUCUUUGUGGUUGGAAUCUAUAUGUUAACAUUUAAUUGGUAACUGAGUCUGCAAGCUGUAGUGUAAUGCAUUCCUAUCAGAACUAGAUUAUCUUGGUUCUUUUAUUUUAAAAUAAUAAUUGCACCUGACAUAUGAAGAUGGACCACCCACAACCCAAAUUAAACGUUUGAUGAGACAAAUACAGUAUUAGAUGACCACGGUAAGAGCAAAUAGGGCACAAACCGGAUUCGUGUUUCACACAGCCGUUUAGAUUACCAAGGAGACCGUGUAAGCAGUCAUCAUUAUAGUACUCAAAACACUAAAACAGCUUCCAGCAAAAUGUAUCAAAGCUGGCAGAAGCCA